Microsporum canis CBS 113480 is the source of this 513-nucleotide messenger RNA. RefSeq lists its product as hypothetical. Gene Ontology annotation, cellular component: fungal-type vacuole membrane; fungal-type vacuole lumen. Gene Ontology annotation, biological process: endosome transport via multivesicular body sorting pathway. The transcript has 2 exons. Gene Ontology annotation, molecular function: ubiquitin protein ligase binding. The coding region runs from base 1 to 513 and encodes 170 amino acids. The record is from RefSeq and is a predicted model, not a curated record. NCBI's taxonomy places the organism in Eukaryota, Fungi, Ascomycota, Eurotiomycetes, Onygenales, Arthrodermataceae.
AUGUGUUCACCAGACGCCUUCCUGGCCAUUCUUGCUGUCCUCUUUCCACCCAUCGCAGUCUGGAUCAAAGUCGGCGUCUGUUCUGCUGACUCUCUUAUCAACAUCGCCCUCUGUUGUCUGGGAUACGUUCCGGGUCUGCUGCAUGCCUGGUAUAUCAUCUUAAAGUACCCCGAAGCAGACGACGAGUAUCCGGAUGGAUACAGGCCGAUCGUGGGGCAACAUCGCGGAGACGCUGAAGCAGGCCGAGUCACUUAUUACUACAUCGCUCAUGAGCAGGCCCAUCCAAACCAGCACCAGCAGCACCAGCAGCAGCGCACGUACGGAACCAACGUGAACCCCGAAUCAAGGCCUGCACCGUCGCCUCCAGUCCCUCAAAAGCCGCAGCGGGCUGGUGGUGGAUAUGCUGCUACCGGUGCACAGGACCAGGGAAGCAGCAGUAGGCCCGAGGGCGAGCACAGGUCUCCUCCAACCUACGCUGAGGCCGUCAAGGGAGACAAUAAGAUCCAAUCUUAG